Molecule: messenger RNA, 2335 nt
Organism: Saccostrea echinata
Lineage: Eukaryota; Metazoa; Mollusca; Bivalvia; Ostreida; Ostreidae
Product: TBC1 domain family member 23-like
Exons: 17
Coding region: 58-2097 (679 amino acids)
Biological process (GO): retrograde transport, endosome to Golgi
Cellular component (GO): trans-Golgi network
Source: RefSeq, a predicted model, not a curated record
AUGUAUGGAUAAUUUUACGACUUCAACCAUUUCAAUUUACGACUACACGUCAGAAACAUGGCCGACAGAAUAGAUGAUACAAGCUGGGUAACAGAUUUGGAAACAGCACUUGUUGAAAGUUGUGAUUUUGGAACUCUUAAGAACAUUUGUAAAUGUAGACCUGUUCCAGAUCACUUGAGACCAGAGGUUUGGCAGAUUUGUCUUAGUGUGCAGAGUAAAGGAGAUGCUCUGAAUUCAUUUGAUGGAUUGUAUGAUCUUGAUGAACAAGGGUUAAUUAGAGAAGAUUGCAAAGCUCUAGUUGACAAACUGGGAAAUGAGGAGGAGGACAAAGUUUCAGUGGUCAGUGAUUUAGAAUCCAUCAUUACAUUCUUUUCGAAAUCCAGAAAUGAGAAAUAUAUAUCAGACAACGGAUGGCUUGAGGUCAUACAACCCUUGCUGGCACUUAAAUUAACCAGAUCCCAGCUCUAUAACUGCUUCUAUUCCAUUAUCAACAAGUUUAUUCCAAGGGAUUGUGUCAAAGGAGGAAAACCAUUCCAUUUGUUUCGCUUGCUCCUUCAGUACCAUGAUCCCGAGUUGAGCUCAUUUCUGGACACAAAGAAAAUCAUGCCCGACCUUUACUGCCAUUCAUGGUUCAGAAGUUUGUUUGCUGCACCUUGUGAUCUACAAGUCAUACAGGUGAUGUGGGAUGUGUACUUUCAAAAUGGAGACCAAUUUCUAACAUUUUUUAUGGCUCUUGUCAUCCUAGUUAAUGCAAGAGAUCAAAUUUUGGCAGGAGAAGUGGAUUCAAAGCAGCAAAUUACAGAAAUGCUGACAUCCUUCCCCUCAGGUCUGGAGGCAGAGGACAUUGAGGAUUUCUGUGCAUUAGCACAGUACUAUGCCACCAAAACCCCACAGUCUUUCAGAAGGGAUUACCAGAGUCCAUUAUUUGGUAACAGUAUGACCCCAGGAGAAAAGGAGGAUGAUUUACAAGUUUCACAGGCAUUAUGUUUACCAGUUUCUGUGUCAGAACUUCUUCAGAGCAACAGCCAAGCAGGAGGUGAUGGUGUGCGAUAUUUUGUGGUGGAUUGUCGACCUGCUGACCAGUACAACAGUGGGCAUCUGCGUACGGCAUUCCAUCUAGACGCAAAUCUUAUGUUACAGAAUCCCAGAGAGUUCAGUACUGCUGUGCAGGCUUUGCUUGCAGCACAACAACAGUCAAUAUCCUCAGGAUCAGUAGCUGGAGGAGAACACCUUUGUUUUAUCGGCAGUGGACGGGAAGAAGAAGAUCAGUAUGUCCAUAUGGUCAUAGCCAAUUUCCUACAAAAACACUAUCAAUAUGUCAGUUUUGCCAAGGGAGGCUAUCAAAGUUUACAUGAAAUAUUAAAGGACAGAUUAUCAGAGGGACUAACAAGUCAUAAUCCUAAACACUGUAUUGUGUGUAACCCAGAGGCAUGCAACAGCUCAAGUGAUAUGGAGAAUGGGGAAGAUUUUCAUAGAACUCAAAAGGGGGAGGAAAAUGGGGAAUCAUUUUUUGGAAAAUUAACCUCUACAGUUAAGAGCAAGUCAGCUGUGAUGAAACAAAAGUUAACAGACUACAUUAAAAAUGAGCAUCAAAUACAGGAAAGGCAUGUCAGUAAUACAGACCGUGUGGGCAAGAGAUACAGAAACAUGGCCAAUGUUUUUUCUAUUGGUGAUGAUGAUGACGGUGAUGACCAAGCUGGGAACUCAUCUGAUGAUGAAAGAAAGGAAGUUGUAAAUGUGGAAGUAUGGCUAAAGAAACCUGAUGUCAGAUACUCCUGUAAAUGUCAAGAGGUCAUUGGUAAUGGAUACAUGUUUCCAAGUUAUGUUCUGGUGACAGACAGUCAUUUGUACGUACUUCGAGAAAUUCCAAACCGGAAAAAUAUGGCACAUAUUCAGGCAAGACGGGCUUUAGGAAGUGUUGUAAAAAUUACAUCCAAAAGAAAACACCCAGACUUUAUCACAUUCAAGUAUGGGUCUGUUGAUGGAGAGGUUAUUCAAGUAACAGACAUUGACCGAUUUCUAAUGCCACAAGCACCGGAGGCAACUAAAGUUAUCAAACAACAAAUUAUUAAAGUAUUGGAUGCACUGGAAAGCUGAGUUGUGGUUCUAAAACUUUUCUGUUUUGGGUGCACAGUGUAUAAAUGUAUUAUCAUUCAGAACAAAUAUUGACUAUAGUCAAAGAUGUUGAGAUUGAUUGACAAAGUAAUAAUUCAUGAUAUGUACUAAUGCCCUGUACCUAAUUCGAUGGGCAUUUGCAAUGUUCUUACUCUUUAAGAACUUUUGGAAGUUUUCCAUCUUAUUCUUUAGUUGUUUAACAAAAUUUCUGCUAUUAUGA